Messenger RNA from Chaetura pelagica (chimney swift), 1797 nucleotides. RefSeq names its product differentially expressed in FDCP 6 homolog (mouse) (gene DEF6). Gene Ontology annotation, cellular component: cytoplasm; nucleus. The record is from RefSeq and is a predicted model, not a curated record. Lineage: Eukaryota; Metazoa; Chordata; Aves; Apodiformes; Apodidae. Bases 1 to 1797 code for a protein of 598 amino acids. The transcript has 11 exons.
AUGUGCCACGUCUACGUGAGGGUGCUGUCCCACAACCUGUACACAGUGCUGUGCAUCCCCCACGACCCGGUGGCGCUGGAGGAGCAUUUCCGUGACGACGACGAUGGGCCCGUGUCCAGCCAGGGCUACAUGCCCUACCUCAACAAGUACAUCCUGGAUAAGGUGGAGGAAGGUGCUUUUGUCAAAGAAAACUUUGAUGAGCUCUGCUGGACCCUGACAGCCAAGAAGAAUUACAAGCCUGACCGGAAUGGGAAUAGUGUUGUGUCCCACCAGGAUGCCUUCAAGCUCUGGUGUCUCUUCAACUUUCUGUCUGAAGACAAAUACCCUCUCAUCAUGGUGCCAGAUGAGGUGGAGUACCUGCUGAAGAAGAUCUGCACAGCCAUGAACGUGGAGCUGAACUCCUGUGAGCUGGAGGACUACCUGUCCCAGGAGCCGCAGGGGCAGGGGGGGGUGACAGUCUGGCAGUUCCUGGACAUGGUGAACUCGGGGCGGUUCCUGCGCGGCAUCGACCAGGAGGCCGUCAGCAUGGCCGUGGAGGAGGUGUACCAGGAGGUCAUCGAGGACGUGCUCAAACAGGGCUACCUCUGGAAGAAGGGCCAGCUGAGGAGGAACUGGUCGGAGCGGUGGUUCACACUGAAGCCCAGUGUCCUGUCCUACUACAUGAGUGAGGAGAGGAAGGAGAAGAAGGGGAGCAUCACGUUGGACAAGCACUGCUGUGUGGAGGUGCUCCCUGACCGGGAUGGGAAGAGGUGCAUGUUCUGUGUGAAGACCUUGUCCCGCACCUACGAGAUGAGCGCCUCCGACACCCGGCAGCGCCAGGAGUGGACGCUGGCCAUCCAGACAGCCAUCCGGCUGCAGGCCGAGGGCAAGAAGUCCCUGCACAAAGACCUGAAGCAGAAGCGACGGGAGCAGCGGGAGCAGCGGGAGCAGCGGAAGGCGGCCAAGGAGGAGGAAACACAGCGGCUCAAGCAGCUCCAGGAGGAGAAGGAGAGGAAGCUGCAGGAGCUGGAGCUGCUGAAGGAGGCCCAGCGACAGGCAGAGAUACUCCUGCAGGAGGAGGAGCAGCGGCGGAGGCAGCAGCACGAGGAGAUGCAAAGGACCCUGGAGAUCCAGCUGCGGGAGGCCGAGCAGGCUCGUGCCUCCAUGCAGGCAGAGAUGGUGCUGAAGGAGGCAGAGGCAGAGCGGCAGCGCAAGCGCAUCCUGGAGCUGGAGGACAUGCAGGAGCGUCUCCAGGAGGCCCUGCAGCAGGAGGUGAAGGCACGGCAGGAUGAGGAGUCCGUGAGAUACGCACAGGCCAGGCUACUGGCUGAGGAAGAGGAGAAGCUGAAGCAACUGAUGAAGCUGAAGGAGGAGCAAGAGGAAUAUAUCAUCAAAACCCAGCGGGAGAAGCAAGUCCUGAAGCAGGAGAUGGAGAACAAGAACAAGUGUCUGGAAGAGGCGCAGAAGCAGCUGGAAGAAGUGAGGGUGAACAGGCAGCGGGUGGACCAAGACGUCAUGGCUGCCCAGCGGAAGCUGCGUCAGGCCAGCACCAACGUCAAGCACUGGAACGUCCAGAUGAACCGGCUGAUGCACCCCAUCGGGCCCGGAGAGAAGCGCACGAACGUGAGCGGAGGCUUCACUGGCUACCAACCCCUCCUCUCCCGGAGAGAUUCCUCCCUCAAACUCAAGCAGAAAGUGGAGGAUAAAAGCAGUGACCCCGUGAGGGACAACAGCAAGGACAGCGUGAGCAACGGUGGGAACAGCAGGGUGCCAGCCUCUCCAGGUGUGGACACCAUGGCCACAGAGCCCACCAAGUAG